AUGCGUAUAAUUUCAGACAGAUAUCAGAGCAUUAAAAAUGCAAUAGAGAGUGUUUUUGCUGGAGAAGUUCAACAUGAUAUUUGCAUAUAUCAUUUACUAAGUAACAUGAAAAGCAAAUUCAAAAGGAAUCAGAAGACAAUUAAAGAUCUGUUCAAAGCAGCAACAAGAGCUUAUACAAAGGAAGAAUUUAAUACUCAUAUGACAGAGCUUAACAAUAUAAAUCCAGUAGUUAUAUCUUAUCUCAAGGAAGCAGGAUUCAAAAGGUGGGCAGUUUCACAUUCUGUGAAAAAAAGAUAUAACAUAAUGACUUCAAAUACGGCUGAGUCAUUUAAUACAGCAGUAAAUAGGACAAGAGAAUUACCAGUUACCAUGCUUAUGGAAUACUUGAGAAGCUUGGUACAAAGAUGGAGCUACAAAAACAGAAUUCUUGCUAGAGGAACUUUCACAAUAUUGACUACCAAAUAUGAUUCUCUGCUAAGGGAAAAUUAUAUUGAUUCCCUCAAAAUCGAGGUUCAUCCAUCUGAUGAUGACAUAUUCACUGUUACUGAAAGUGGUAAACCCUCCACUGUUAACAUCAAGGAAAAAUCUUGCACAUGCAACAGAUAUCAAGAAGAAAUGACUCCAUAUAAACAUGCUGCUGUUGUAUUCAAUUACAAACAUCAAGACCUAACUGAAUAUUGCUCAAAGUAUUUCACAAAUGAAGAAAUGCUUGCUACAUAUGCAGAAACUGUAUAUCCGAUUCCUAAAGAAGAAACAUGGGAAGUCACUGCAGAGGUUGAAGAUGUCAUUGUCUUACCUCCUAUAGGAAGAAUUAAACCUGGAAGACCAAAAAAUAGAAGAAUAAAAGGUGCAACUGAACAAAAGAAUCAAAAUAAGUGCAGCAGAUGUGAAAAAUAUGGACAUAAUCGUAAGACUUCUAGAAAUAUUCCAAAAAAAGGCUAG
Molecule: messenger RNA, 942 nt
Organism: Mercurialis annua (annual mercury)
Lineage: Eukaryota; Viridiplantae; Streptophyta; Magnoliopsida; Malpighiales; Euphorbiaceae
Exons: 2
Coding region: 1-942 (313 amino acids)
Biological process (GO): DNA transposition
Molecular function (GO): DNA binding; transposase activity
Source: RefSeq, a predicted model, not a curated record